Molecule: messenger RNA, 693 nt
Organism: Exophiala spinifera
Lineage: Eukaryota; Fungi; Ascomycota; Eurotiomycetes; Chaetothyriales; Herpotrichiellaceae
Exons: 1
Coding region: 1-693 (230 amino acids)
Biological process (GO): allantoin catabolic process
Molecular function (GO): ureidoglycolate lyase activity; ureidoglycolate hydrolase activity
Source: RefSeq, a predicted model, not a curated record
AUGGACUUCGAUCCCAGCGAGAUCGCCUACGUCCCCACGACGGGGGUACGCAAGGAAUUCAGAGUGCCCGUGGUGCAAGCCACUCCCGAGAGCGUCGAGGGCUACGGGCACAUUGUCGAGUCACCCGACAACUUCCCGAUCGAGAUCGUCCGAUGGCCGGCUCCGGGCUGGAGACCCGUUGACCAGAACUCGGGCGACCAGGGUGGGACGACCGAGGGGCUGUUCGAGUUUUGGUGGAAAGGUGACACGCUGUAUGCGCGCAACAACGCCGUGGGCGACAGCUACCUGUUCGCGUGGAGCCAGUUCCCGGAAGAAGCCUCGAGCUCGGGCGACGCCAACGCCCGCGACAAAGUGCUGAUCUGGCGAGCCAACUACCACCCAGACGGAGGGCAGAUGUUCUUCCCCAUGGACGGGCAGAGCUUCAUGGUCCCUGUGGCUCUGCCCGGCGACGACGUCACGCCGGAAAAGUUCGUUGCGUUCAGGGUCGAAGGCGGGAAGGGUCUCUACAUUCACCCCAACAUCUGGCACGGCGCCGUCGUCCCGCUGGACGACCACAGUCGCUUCGUCGACCGUCAAGGCAAAGUCCACGCCCGGGUGUCUGUCGACUUCGCAAAGGAGUUUGGGGGUUAUCUUUCCAUACCGCUGGCUCCGGCCAAUGGCAACACGAAUGGCGUAAACGGUACAGGACACUGA